CUAAUUCCCAUUUCUUUUAAGAAAUUUAGCCUUUUGAGAUACAAAUAUUUGUAUCUCAAUAAACCCAAAUUCAGGAAUGGAGGCGAAUACGACGGUAGCCAAAAACUGUCCGUCAGAGAUGAAAGCAACAUCAAAUGGAGUAUUUCAGGGCGACAAUCCGCUAGAUUUCGCUCUUCCUUUGGCAAUUCUUCAGAUAUGUUUGGUAGUCAUUCUUACUCGCGUUCUUGGUUUGCUUUUCCGACCACUCAGACAACCUCGUGUCGUUGCAGAGAUCGUUGGCGGAAUAUUGCUGGGACCAUCAGCGGUGGGUCGGAGCCAUGAAUUUCUACACGCAGUGUUCCCAGAGAGAAGCCUAACAAUGUUGGACACGUUGGCCAAUCUGGGUCUGCUCUUCUUCUUAUUUCUCGUUGGGCUCGAGCUGGAUCCGAAGUCCCUCCGCCAUACCGGAAAGGCCGCCAUGGGCAUCGCCGUCGCCGGAAUCACCCUCCCCUUCCUCCUCGGCAUCGGCACCUCCUAUGUCCUCCGUUCCACCAUCUCCCAAGGCGUCCAUGCCCCUCCCUUCCUUAUAUUCAUGGGCGUAGCUCUCUCCAUCACCGCCUUCCCUGUCCUGGCCCGUAUUCUGGCCGAGCUCAAGCUUUUAACCACUAACGUCGGCCGUAUGGCUAUGUCCGCCGCCGCUGUCAACGAUGUCGCCGCCUGGAUCUUCCUCGCUCUCGCCAUCGCCCUCUCCGGUACUGGCAGCUCCCCUCUCGUCUCCCUCUGGGUCUUCCUCUUUGGGUUUGCUUUUGUCCUGUUCUGCUUCUUCACUCUGCCGCCCAUUUUCCGGUGGAUGUCCAGUCGCUGCUCCGACGGCGAACCCAUCAGCGAACUCUAUAUUUGCGCUACCUUAUCCAUCGUCCUCGCCGCCGGUUUCUUCACCGAUUUAAUCGGAAUUCACGCCCUCUUUGGCGCCUUCGUUGUCGGCGUUCUUGUACCAAAAGACGGCCCACUAGCCGGCGCUCUCGUCGAGAAAGUCGAAGGUCUGGUCUCCGGUCUCUUCCUCCCUCUUUAUUUCGUUUCUAGCGGAUUGAAAACCAACAUCGCCACCAUCAAAGGCGCCCAAUCGUGGGGUCUCCUCGUUCUCGUCGUUUUCACCGCUUGUUUCGGGAAAGUCCUGGGCACCAUCGCCGUCGCACUCUUCUGCAAAAUGCCACUCCAGGAAUCAAUCGCUUUAGGAUUCUUGAUGAACACGAAAGGGCUCGUGGAAUUAAUCGUCCUCAACAUCGGGAAAGACAGAAAAGUUCUGAACGAUCAAACUUUUGCAAUUCUCGUUCUAAUGGCUAUCAUCACAACCUUCAUCACAACCCCAAUCGUGAUGGCGGUUUACAAACCGGCAAAGAGAAAAAGCAAAUCUGAAUACAUAAACAGAACAAUUGAGCGUGAGGAUCCCAAUUCAGAGCUGCGGAUUUUGGCCUGUUUUCACUCUGUUACCAACAUUCCUUCGGUUUUAAACUUGAUUGAGGCGUCUCGUGGGGCGGAAGGAAAAGAAUGGGUUGGGCGCCGGGUUUGCGUUUAUGCUAUGCAUUUGAUGGAGCUGACGGAGAGGUCGUCGGCCAUUUUUAUGGUCCACCGAGCUCGGAAGAAUCAGCUUCCGUUCUGGAAUAAAGGGGGGAAGGCUGAUUCCGAUCAAAUCGUGGUGGCUUUUGAGGAUUUUGGGCAGCUUAGUCGGGUGUCUAUACGUCCAAUGACGGCCAUAUCUCCACUAUCUAGCAUUCAUGAAGAUGUCUGCAACAGCGCCGAGCGGAAACGAGCAGCCAUUAUCAUCCUCCCAUUCCACAAACACCAAAGGUUUGAUGGAUGUUUGGAGACAACACGAGGCGAUUUCCAAUGGGUCAAUCAAAAAGUUCUCGAACAACCACCUUGCUCUGUUGGGAUCUUGGUCGACCGAGGAUUUGGAGGUGGGUCUCACAUCAGCGCUAGCAACGUCUCUUCCACCAUAACCAUCUUCUUCUUCGGCGGCCGUGACGACCGUGAAGCACUAGCCUACGGUCGGAGAAUGGCCGAACAUCCCGGAAUAACGCUAAACGUUAUCCGCUUCCUUCCAAGCCCCGACAUGGUGGUAGAAUCCAUUGUAGUUGACAUUAACAAAUACGACACAAAUGAUGUUUCAGCAGGCACAGAUGAGAGGGUACUGUCGGAGUUGAAGAUGAAGAAAACAGAGGAGAAGUCGAUUAAAUAUGAAGAGAGGGUUGUGAGCAAUAGCUGCGACGCCAUUGAUGUAAUGAGGGAGUUUGGUAGAUGCCAUUUGAUAUUGGUGGGUCGAAUGCCAGAAGGGCGAGUAGUGGAGAGCUUUCAUUUGAAGAGUGUAGAAUGUCCUGAGUUGGGGCCAAUUGGGAGCUUGUUCACAUCGCCAGAGCUCCUCACAUCAGCAUCCCUGUUGGUGAUUCAACAGUUUCGUGGUCCCUUGUCUUCUUUUUCCACAUCUGCAAUGGUUUUGCCUGAGGAGGUUAAGGAGUAAACGUGUCGAUACAUACUCGUUUUCUUCAUUGUCUCCCGUAUCGUUAUCAUUUGAAAAUGAUAUGAGGUCGACGAAUGGUUGAAAAACUAUAUAUGAAGACAAAAUUAUAGUGUGAUCGAAAGGAGUAGAUACUCUGAUCGUAUUGAAAUUUUUUAUCGUAAAUGUAUGGUAUUUGUUCAAAUUGAAAGGAGGGAGGAGGAAGUAGGGUUGCCUUCUAAUAUGCAUAGUGCUAUGAUCAUGCUUGUCCAAGGCGUGUUGUCUAUAGUCGAAUCUCAGACAUCCUGAUCAUGUUGUCCAUUGCUGCAUACCCAUUCCAAACUCCUUCUCCAUGCUUUCAUUUUAGAUAUGACUUUACUAUCUCAUGUUGUGUCAUAUAUAGAUGUACGAUUGUUCACCAAAAUUAUGUCAAUACUUGUAAGUGCUAAAAUGCCCCGUACUAUUGGGGAUAUGAUUAGU
Cucurbita moschata (crookneck pumpkin) is the source of this 2953-nucleotide messenger RNA. Its product is annotated as cation/H(+) antiporter 18-like. Gene Ontology annotation, cellular component: membrane; endomembrane system. Bases 77 to 2497 code for a protein of 806 amino acids. NCBI's taxonomy places the organism in Eukaryota, Viridiplantae, Streptophyta, Magnoliopsida, Cucurbitales, Cucurbitaceae. Gene Ontology annotation, molecular function: antiporter activity. The record is from RefSeq and is a predicted model, not a curated record. The transcript has 4 exons. Gene Ontology annotation, biological process: proton transmembrane transport; regulation of pH.